AUGGAAUUAGAAGAUCGAAAGCUAAGAAUUGAGGAUGCAAAAAAUGCCACGUAUGUAGCCAUGGAUGAGGGUAUUGUGCCUGGUGGUGGGGACACUUAUAUUCAUAUUCUUGAGGAAAUUCCCUCCAUUAAAAAGUUAAUGGAAGAUCCAGAUGAAGAAAGUGGUGUCAACAUCAUAGCAUCUUGUCAUACAUUAAGGCUACCAACUGUUAAUUCUUGCUGUGCACCAACAAAUUCAGACCUUGCCAACUCAAAUGCCCUGCCAGAUUGCUGGAAAAUGCUGAUCCAGGUGGUAUUUGACUCCAUGCACGAGAGGUUGCGUACACAUGCUGAAUCUGUUGCUUCCUUUGGAGCUGAUCCAUCCACGAAAGCUGAAAUCAAAGCAAGAAUUUCACAAAUAAAGAAAGAUCUUUCUGAAACAAAUAGUUCUUAUCCUUCUAAAAAGCUCGAUGAACGAAUUGCAAAACUCUUUGGUAGUGUUGCCAUUAUCAAGGUAAGGGCCCACACUGAGAUGGAAUUAGAAGAUCGAAAGCUAAGAAUUGAGGAUGCAAAAAAUGCCACGUAUGUAGCCAUGGAUGAGGGUAUUGUGCCUGGUGGUGGGGACACUUAUAUUCAUAUUCUUGAGGAAAUUCCCUCCAUUAAAAAGUUAAUGGAAGAUCCAGAUGAAGAAAGUGGUGUCAACAUCAUAGCAUCUACCUUGCCAACUCAAAUGCCCUGCAGAUUGCUGGAAAUGCUGAUCCAGGUGGUAUUUGACUCCAUGCACGAGAGGUUGCGUACACAUGCUGAAUCUGUUGCUUCCUUUGGAGGUGGUGCUCGAGAGAAAGCCAUGAUUGAGUCAAGAUUUAAUGAGCUUCUUGCUCAUGCUAAAAUACUUCUGAGGAAGAAAUGGUUAUUUGGAGUACUGGAUGACUUUGUCACCAAACAACUACCCCACAAUGUUACCUCAGGAUUGCGCUUGUUAUAUGCUAUAGUGCACAAAGCUGAUCGUUCAUUGACUUCCACUCAAGGUGAGCUUGCACAUGCAUUGCGGUUUUUGGCAUCAGUUGUAUCUCAAAGCUUCUUGGUCUUUGGUGACAUCUUGGAGCUGCAUAGAAAGUUCAUUGAACUGUCUGGUCGUGUUAAUUGGAUUUUUGAACUUGAGCAACUUCUUGAUGCUGCACAAUCUGAUGAAAAUGUUGGUGCUUCAUCAAAGUCCAAUGAGGAACUUGAGGAUGUUAUCUCUCUUUUGGAGGUUGAUAUUAUCACGCCAACACAUAAUUUAUUAGCCAGAAAGCUGACUUGCGAGAUAGUACCAGGGAAAAGCCUUCUUCUUCCCGUCAGGUUCUUUUAUCUUUUAUCCCCCGCUUUAGUAGCCAUCUUUGGAAAGCCCUUGUUCUCAAAACAAAACAGGAUAUGGACAUCCAAGAUAGAGAACUAG
Messenger RNA from Lactuca saligna, 1416 nucleotides. NCBI's taxonomy places the organism in Eukaryota, Viridiplantae, Streptophyta, Magnoliopsida, Asterales, Asteraceae. The record is from the annotation of a GenBank genome assembly.